This is a messenger RNA of Bacillus rossius redtenbacheri, 6889 nucleotides long. RefSeq names its product A disintegrin and metalloproteinase with thrombospondin motifs adt-1 (gene stl). The transcript is spliced from 14 exons. The record is from RefSeq and is a predicted model, not a curated record. NCBI's taxonomy places the organism in Eukaryota, Metazoa, Arthropoda, Insecta, Phasmatodea, Bacillidae. Gene Ontology annotation, cellular component: extracellular matrix. Gene Ontology annotation, biological process: proteolysis; extracellular matrix organization. Gene Ontology annotation, molecular function: metalloendopeptidase activity. Bases 120 to 2291 code for a protein of 723 amino acids.
GCGACGCGGGAGUCCCCCCUCCCCCGGCCGCGCGCAGGAGGAGGCGGCGCGCGCUGCCGCCGGGCGCGCCCGUCCACGUGGAGACGGCAGUGUUCGUGGACAAGGACCUGUUCGCGCACAUGGCCGCCAACUACCCCGACGACACGGAGCGCGAGCUGGUGCGCGUCGUGCUGGCCAUGGUCAACGCGGUGCAGCUGUUGUACCACGACCCCUCGCUGGAGCGCCAGGUGAACUUCGUGCUGAAGCGGGUGGAGAUCCUGCAUGUGGACCCGGCGGGCCUGCGCCGCUCCCACGACAUCGACCUGUUCCUCAGCAGCUUCUGCACGUGGCAGCACGGGGAGAACCCCCCCGGGGACGGGGACCCCCUGCACUGGGACCACGCCCUCAUCCUCACCGGCCUCGACCUCUACGUCGUCAGCAAGAGUGGCAAAGUCAGCAACCAGGUCGUGGGACUGGCUCCAGUGGCCGGCAUGUGCACAGCGACCAGCAGCUGCACGGUGAACGAAGGCCGCCACUUCGAGAGCGUGUACGUGGUGGCGCACGAGAUAGGGCACAACCUGGGGAUGCGCCACGACGGGCCCCUGGCAGACAACGACUGUGACCCCAGCAGCUUCAUCAUGUCGCCCACGCUCGGCAGCGGCAAGAUCACGUGGUCGCCGUGCAGCCGGCGCUACCUGGAGAGGUUCCUCGAGACGCCUCAGUCGCAGUGCCUCGUGGACCGGGGCAGCCCCGUCAGCCAGUUGGACCACAGCGCGGGCGGGGUCCUGCCCGGGGAGAGGUUCACGGCAGACCAGCAGUGCAUGCUCAAGUACGGCCGCGGCAGCAUCCACUCGCCCCAGCAGCCGGUCGCGGACGUGUGUCGGGACCUGCACUGCCAGAGGGACCGCUACACCUGGACCUCGCACCCCGCCCUCGAGGGCACAGCCUGCGGCGGCCGCAAGUGGUGUCGCAGCGGCCGGUGCGUGAGCCAGGGGCUGUCUGCGUUGCAAGCGGGAUUCCUCCCUCACCAGAAAGUGGACGGCUCGUGGAGCAACUGGUCGUCCUUCUCGGACUGCGCUUCCGGCUGCCUGUUUGGUGACGACGGGCGGCUGCAGUUUGGCAGCUCGGGCAUCAUGGUGUCGACGCGGCGCUGCAACAACCCCAGACCCGAGAACGGAGGAUUGCCGUGCAGUGGAAGCGACAGGCGAUUCCGCACCUGCAACGCAGAUCAAUGCGGCAACGUCCAGCGAACCACCAUCAGGGACUUUGCAAACAAAAUCUGCAGAACGGCUCAGGAAAUCGACUCGGAUCUGCUGGGAACUGGACUGCAGAAGAGCAGCUCUGAUCCGGAGGACGCAUGCACCGUGUGGUGCUACAAGCGGAGCGGCGGCUCCAAGAGUCGAGGGUGGACCUUCCCCGAUGGCACCGCCUGCCAGAGCCACCGCUUCCGCUACAGCAAGAGCAUGUACUGCAUCGGCGGGCGUUGCGAGGAGUUUGUGUGCGACGGCCACGACGCGGCCAUGUACAGCGUCUCGCCGGACCGCUGCCCCCGGCCGGUGAACCAGCUGUUCGGCCGCACCAAGGGCCGCAGGCGGGACGUGGCGGAGCCCCGCGCCUCGUGGGCCCCGGCCAGCGGCUGCCACUUCAACUGCAUGGCGCCGGCCAGCGGGCUGCGGCUGGUCGUGGGCAAGCACCGGCGCUGCUGGCCGCCCGACGACUGCGAGAGCAGCCCCGUCACCAGCGUGCAGCUGUGCCAACCCGACAGCUUGGGCUGUGGGCACCUGAAGACACCCUUCGAGCAUGCCACAGGAAUAUGCAGCAAGUACAGGAAGCACGUUCACAAGCUGUCUGGCUUGGGAAUGCAGAUCUCUCCUAACGCAGAAGACCCGGACCGGCCGUGCCGGGUGGCGUGCCAGGACGCCGAGGUGAACCACCGCUUCUACUUGGUGAACGGGGAGGAUGGUUGGUUCCCGUUCGGCACCGACUGCACCAGGGGCGUUCCCGGCCGGAAGGCAUUCUGCAUCAGCGGCAAGUGCUUGGAGUUUGGUCCGAGCGACACUCCGCUGCAAGAGGUGGAGUACGCACUGCCCCUCCUGGGCAGGGGGAAACGCAGCGUGCAGUACAACGUGACCCGAGUGAUGUCUUUGCUGAGCCCGGACCAGCUCAGCCAGAUCAUCUCCCAGCUCAACCUUUCUGGAGCAGGUUUUAACACCGCAUCCAGCAACCACUCUUACUUCAGCAUUGACCUGAACCAUCCGGUCCACGAAGAAAACAACCACCCAGAACUGACUGGAUCGCCAUGGGGGAGAUGAUGACAAAGUCUGGUCUGCCCUGUAGUAACCCAGGUGUCGCAUGCCGUUACGACAGCGUGACCGUCACCUCACCGGCAGUGACGGUGGACCAACGGAGGUGUCGACAGAGGCGCAAGACACGUGCUGUCUUCGACAAAAUAUGUGCAGAAAGGUGACAGGAGGUGGUCUGAAUAUAACAGAGAUGAUAGCUUAUCAAUUAUCAGAGCUGCAGCAAACUGCAUCAGUGAAAGGCGGGGUAUAGCCUAAAGAAAGUUCGUGGGGCCGUGCACAUUGAACCUUUUAAAGUUAUUUGAUAUCAGUAUUUUCUGUGAAAGCAUCGAAUUAACACUUGAAAACAAACUGUCAGAUGUCUCAGCUGUACAACAGUAAAGCAAUGUAUGCCCCAUAGAAUGAUAGGGAUUUAAGUUUAUGUCAUGUAAAUAAAGCUAUGAAAUAAGACUAAAGAAAAGAUGGGUGCAUGUGUUAGAAGUUGAACUUAACACUUCACUGAACCAUAAAAGUAGACACCAAAAAGUAGAACCACAAAGUAGACAUUAACAUAAAUACCACCAUGUGUAGGAAAUGUGCAGUUGGGAGACAGCUGGCUCUGUGCACGAGGAGUGGCAGUCAGCGGGAUGAGUGUGUCGCUGUGGAACUUUACAUACAAGUUUUCUUUUAGCUUUGGUAUGUGAAAACAAAGCUGUCUCAGCAGUUAACUAUUAUUUUUUUUUUAAACUUGCAGAUAUUAAUGUGAUGUAACUACUUGUUCAAUUCAAAAAGUACUCUAUAACAUUCUAAAAAAAAACCACGGACACCAUUGAAAAUGUUGAUACAAGUUUUCACAGUUCUAACUGAAUUUCUUUUUUGUUGCCAGCUAUAUAAGAAAUGAAGCACUAUUGCAUAGCUUCACUAAUGCUUGCUGGAGAGUGAGGAGAAUGGUGCUCAAUAUCCACCCUCCCUCACUGUACCAUUAAGCAUGCCACUCCUGAGCAUUUCACUUUUCUCUACGCUCUGCCGAGUCAUCGCCUCAACUCACCCUGCCGGCGGUUAAGAAGUACACUCUUCAAAAACAUAAUUUUACUGUUCUCGGUAUCCAAACCGGAACAAUUCAAUUAACUGAUCCUGAUAAACUUUAGUGUAUCAUGGUAGCUGACAACACAAGCAUUCUUAAGUAUCAGACUUCUAAGUUUUAAGCCUCAAAAUAAUUUCAGUAUCAAAUAUUAGUCCAGAUUUCAGAUACUUGCCUGAUAAUGUAGAAGAAAAUAACCUUCACAAGAAUUAUUUGUCUCAGUGGAACAACUUAAAGAUAAGUGAAUAUAUAAAAAUAGUGGUUUUUCCAACAAAGAACACUCAAGUGAAACUUUUUUAGUACGAGUAUGAUUGUAGACAUAAGCUGAAUGAACAAUGGACUGGUCCAUUGUGUUUCAGGAUAAUAGUAGUUAGUGAUGGGCAUAUAUACAUAUAUAAACAGAUACUGAUCCAAUUACUGAUACAUUCCUUUAACAGAUCCAAUAACUGAUAGAAAACCGAUUCAAUACUUAUUGUAAGUAAUGAGUGUGUCAAUACCUUAGAGUCUUAGACAUCUUAAUGACCUUUAUUAUAAGGAUUUUUGGUUGAGACAAAAAGUAUUUUACAGCUUAAAAUAUGUGCAUAGCACAAUGCACACUAUACCGUUGACUAAUUAACAAACACAAUAUUAAAGUAUAGCCUUAAUUAUUUGCAAAAAAAACAUUGAGUAAAAUAUGUCUACUGAACUCUAAAUGGUUAAAUAAAAAAGAUAUGGGUGACACCUGAAUGGAUGAAAUUGUACUCUAUUCACGUGUAUUAGUUUUUGAAGUAUUAAUUGGAAACAAUUACAUUCAACCAUCACUAUAAGAAAUAUACCAUCUUUUUACAAAAUAUUUUUAAAUAUUUAAAACCUGUUUUCUUAAAAAUAAUAAUAAAAAAAAGCUCCAGACUAUGAUAUCCCGAAUCUACCAAAUCCCUAUUCUUAGAUUAUGUUAGAGGUAUCCAGUCCACACUUCAGUUAAUCUUUUUUUUUUUUUUGUUCACCUAAGCACUGUGGCAAGGUUCAACUUAUCCAACAUUAUUACAAAACAAUCACACAGUUAGCCAGUUUGAUCUUUCACCCAUUUUUCACCAUUCACAUGAUUUCUAUGGCUGUGAUAUUCUCAGUAGCUUGUUGCAACUUCCACACCAUGAGGGCAGUUGAUACAAGGCUGGAUUACCCCAUCAGCAUGUAGGCCUACCAGAAUGUAUUACAACCAUUGGGACAACAUUUAAAUAUCCCAAAAUCAAAGACAUCAAAUUCAUAUUUUGGUUUUUGAUGUCUACUUCCUUUUGUAAUUCAGAAAUUAAAAUAGACUUUGAAACAUCACAAGCAGCUUUUAAAUGCUAAUAUGCUUAAGUUUUUUUUUAUAGUUUGUCCAUAAAAGAUGCCCCAGUUUUAAUGGUAUAUUAUAACAGUUCAUAUUAGACUAUUUACAUCUAAUCAUACAUAAAAUUGAAGGUAAACAAACCUAGUUUUUUUACGAAUGUUCAAUAUGAGCACUUUUAGAAAUAUGGCAUACAUCAACUUAAAGCCCAAUUCUUCCCACCCUUUGGUUAACACAUCCGGAGUAAUGGCCUCUUAAAUUGUAUGUGUCAACUGUGGCAAAUCAUUAGGUAGCAGCGGAAAGUAGACAACCUUUCACAAAAUACCAAACAUAAAAAAAAUGCAUGGCAUUAUGUCAGAUCAACAUGGGAAAAGGGCUCUGUCAUCUUGACCAUUAGGACAAAUCCAACGGUCAGGGACUUCAACAAUUAAAACUUUAAACGAAACCCACAGUUGAUACUUAUAAAAUUUAUAACUGGGACAUUCUUUUAGGGCUUGUGUAUAUUCCAUUGUCUAUGCUACUAUGCUACAUGUAUUUGUGCUCAUUCCAUAGGAAUAGAAAACUAUAAUCAUUCUUGACUUCAAUUUUCAUGCUUGAGAAGUGUAUAUAUUAAUAUAUAUGUAUAUAUCAUAUAGUAUUUUUUUUUUUUUUUUUUUUUUUUUUUUAGAGCUUUGGUGGCAUUUUGUUAUCUGAAUAGAAUCACAAUAACAAUCCCCACAACAUAAAUAAUGAUAAAAAAAAUAACAUUCAGAAAAGUAUUUACGGAACGACACUUAAGGUAUGCUACGUAUAUUGAGCAUUGUGUUAGCAGCAUUCAUCACAACAAAAAUGUAUACAUGACAUAUUUUCCUAGUACAUAUUGCAAAGAAAUAAUUUGUCCUAGGCUCCUCUCUCAAACCACACUGCUAUGUGCAGUCCUUGUGCAAGGUCAGUUAAACAAUAGUGAAAUUCCAGAUAUCUUGCAAAAGUACAUUUUCACAUCUUCCUAUCACACAGAACUUAUCUUAUAUAGGUAAUACAACAUAGUAAAAGAAAUAUAUGCAUAUAUUCUGUUAAUCUCUCUAUCUCCCCCAUCUUCUUGGCUCCUCUAUGGCAAGGUCAUAUACACCUGUUUAUUGCAUAUGCUCAUAACAUAACUUAAUACUGUUUUCAGCCUAUGUAAUUUUAAUUCACAAUAGUGUUUGCCUUACCUGGCCCCACAUAUGGUAAGCAGAUGUUCAGGGAAAAACUACACAAUUUGAAAACUGCUCAAGAUAUCAAAGCGGUAUGCGUUUACGAGAAGCAUUAAAAAAAUACACUGAGAACAGAUGAGUCGUCUCUCCAUAUUUCGUUUUAAAUUUUUUUUGAAGAGUUAAAAUAUUUUAAAUUUAUUUUAGGCAUGAAACACUUGGAUAGAUUCUUGAAAGCACUAAGGGAACUGAAUCACAGCUUUAUCUUCAUUUCCCUGCCAUAUAAUGUUAUGAUUACAGCUCAGUGCUUGUGCUUGCAAGUGAUACCACACUAGCAGCACCAGCGAGCAUGGCCCUUAUCAUCCCGUCUAACACAGAGCUCGCAGUUACAGGGUUCUGCAAGUUCUUGGCAAGCUCCAAACAUGCACGCAGUAAGCAUCCUUGGUGUUCAAUAGUCCUGUCUGGUCCUCACAAGCAUGGGUAAACCCUAGCAUGCACAGCCAACAUGGACCCUUCCCAAUCGAUGUGGGCGCAAGUUGCUUUUGUUUAGUAACUCGGCUCGCUCCAGAAAUGCAAGUUACUUUAAUUUUAUAAAUAAUACACUCAUUAAAUCUGAUUUAUUCAUAAUAAAUUUUGUACUGAAAUUUUUACAAAGUGCUGAAUAAAGAACCAAAUUGCUAGUGUGAUUAUGAUGUGAAACCAUGGAGGAUUAUUAUUUCAAUCCAAGCAAGUACAUGAUAGUUUAAUUUAAUUUUUUUUAAAUGUUUUAUAGCAACAGUUUAGAUAAUAUAGUGUGUAGGAUUUAUUUUAUAUACAUGAUUAAUUACUUAGAUGCCAGAAAAAAAUGUCUGUGCAAGUCUUUUCCAAUCUGCAUGUGAUCAGUUACGUAACAUGUGAAAACAAGCCAUAACAUGAAUUGCAAAAAUUUAAAUGUGUGAAAGAUACGUUGCAGGAUCCAGUAUUAUAUAAGCUUUGUGAACAAAGCAAUGGGCUGUGUAAAUAAAUUAUGUAAAAUGUGUUUUAUUACUUUCAACUGUAUUUACAUAAUGUCAAUAAAUUUUUUAUGACUUUUCCA